AUGGUCAGCUCACCUGCUCCCCUUACAGGCCUGACCAUGUUGAAGUGGCAAGCGACGCCAGUUCUUCCAGACACCGCGAGCAUCAAAAUAUACAGUUUCACCGAUCAGCGCGGCAAGACAGUAUACCUGCUUGAUACGCCCGGGUUUGAUGACACGACCCGCUCCGAUGCAGAGGUUUUGAAGGACAUCUCUUAUCUCUUAGCCGUCAUGUUCGCCGCUGAUAUUCGGCUGGCCGGACUCAUUUAUCUGCAUCGGAUAUCUGAUGCCAGGAUGCCCGGCUCUGCAGUGAAGAACCUACGCAUGUUCCAGGCUUUGUGCGGGAGUAGCGAUGCACGAAGCGUUCAAAAUCAACGGCUGCGGGAGCUACAAGAUACUUACUGGGACGACAUGAUUCAGUCCGGAAGCAAGGUCAUGAAACAUGACGGCCACGAGUCAUCGGCUCUAGAAAUCGUCCGCACCCUGACGGCUCGUGCCGAGUCGCCCGUCACCCUUGCCAUCCAGCGCCAAUUGGUUGUGGAGGGUCAAACCCUGGAUGAGACCGAUGCUGGCAAAAUUGUUUUCGAAGAAGUCAUCGCGGCGAAGCGCAAGUUUAAGGUCGAACUUGACGAGCUGCAAGAGAGCUUGGAGGAGGCAGAGCAAGAUGAUGAUCAAGAAAGUAUCGAGAACCUCCGGACCGAACGUGCGGCGAUCGAGUCCAAGGCCCGACGGCGCGCGAGAGACGGUGAUAGUCUCGGAGUCAACAUCCGGCAACUAGCCCGGGAGCAGCAUCCACUGUAUGACAACCUGAUCUCCGCCCUCCAGCAAGAAGAUCAUGACAGUGUUCAGACGGCUGGUUUUACGUACGACCCCGACCCUAGAGUGCAGGGUCUGGAGCGGAUGCUUAAGGAGGAGAAGCAGAGGCGCGAGGAGAAGGAAAAAGAAAACAUGGUGCUCAAAGAACAGCUCCAACAGCGUCAUCGCGAGCUCGCGGCGGAGACCAGCCGGAAAGGAUCAUCCAAGGCACUGCGUUUCGGCGUCGAACGGAGAAACAAGACCGAAGAGAAGUCAGGCUUGAUGACCACCAUCAUGCAGUUCUUGAAUGUGACCAGGGCGUACCUGUCAUCCGAAGAUGAGAGGUUCUACGUGGCGCAAAGCAAUCGCUCGUCGUCGUCAAAGUCCUGGGCCAAAUUGAGCAUGGGCGAUCAACCCAGGGACCCGGUCAAUUACCAACGUCGACACGACCGACCAAACCUGAACGAAAGAACCACGGGAGGCGCGAGACCGCAAGGGAAUCCAUGA
Messenger RNA from Fonsecaea nubica, 1278 nucleotides. RefSeq lists its product as hypothetical. The record is from RefSeq and is a predicted model, not a curated record. The transcript has 3 exons. The coding region runs from base 1 to 1278 and encodes 425 amino acids. Lineage: Eukaryota; Fungi; Ascomycota; Eurotiomycetes; Chaetothyriales; Herpotrichiellaceae.